Messenger RNA from Morone saxatilis (striped sea-bass), 9564 nucleotides. It is a transcript of the gene peak1, whose product is annotated as pseudopodium-enriched atypical kinase 1. Gene Ontology annotation, biological process: protein phosphorylation. The record is from RefSeq and is a predicted model, not a curated record. Gene Ontology annotation, molecular function: protein kinase activity; ATP binding. The coding region runs from base 764 to 6598 and encodes 1944 amino acids. The transcript has 9 exons. Lineage: Eukaryota; Metazoa; Chordata; Actinopteri; Moronidae.
GCUUGUGGAAAAAACUGCAGCGGCUGUUAACUGGAGCCACGCAGAGAGAGGAGCUGAGUGCGAAAAAUCACUGGCUCUGGCAAGAGUUAAGACAUACACACUCGGAUUUUCGUUAUUCCUGCCGAGGACGACCUUGUCAAAACCGGGAUUUAUGGCCGCCAAGAAGUGGUAGCACCGACGGGGAGAUAUUCGGCGUCUAAAAGGCCGCACAGAGUUCAGCCAUUCAGCAUACCCCAAACCCACUUCAUGGGCUCGAGCGCUUGGACCCGGUGACUUAAUGGUGUCUCCUUUUGAACUGAACAGUGGGCGUGGGAUAGACUACUCCUGCCAUCAUCAUCAUCGUCCUGUGGGGUCCGUAAAACAAAGGGUGAAGCAGAGCCAGUGGUGAUGAAAAUUGGCUGUACCCCUAGGAUGCCCUGUGGCUUUGUCUGAAUCAGCAAGUUCUAGUGCUUUCAGACCUGUAAUACUCAAGACAACAGGGAGCCGCGCAGCCCGGCAGGUUCCAGAAGUAGGUUCCUCUGCCUCUCCAACUGAGACUCCAUGGCUGCCAGUGCUGCCGCCUGAUUCAUUGCACUAUUCAUGAGGGGGUCCUGAAGAAAAACAAGUGUGUUAACAAGUAUUCCGCAAGGUCCAGUAUCCCCCAUACUUCAGGCUUGAGUAGUGCUCAUCAUUGUUGUACUACCAUUAGCACCUGUAGCCAAUAGCUUCAUGGAGGGGUUUCCUGUCCACUGACCCAGCAAGCUGCCUUACUGGACCAGCAGCCAUGUCUGCCUGCAGUACCUUCACCGAGCACGUGUGGAAACCAGGCGAGUGCAAGAACUGCUUUAAACCUAAGAGUCUGCACUGUCUGGCUCAAAGUGCUGGAAGGAAGCCUCCUACUGAGCAGAGGCCUCCAACAACUCAGCAACAGAAUCCACCCGCUGCUGGGGCCAGAGCCAACCCUAACCUUACUAACAACUCUCAGAGAGCUGGCAGUGGGUCUGCCCGCUCAGGACACUUCCGUCCACCGGUGGCUAAGAAGCCAACCAUUGCUGUUAAGCCCACUAUGAUGCUGCCCUGCUCCUCUGCAGGACUGGAUUCAGAUGGCAACCUGCAACGACCACCAAAUGUAAUAGAACCUGGCAAGACAUCAGCCUUUACGGUCUGGAAUCGCAAUGGACUGAACCGUAAGAGGCCUGGUGGACCCAAUAACAACAACGAAGGAGAGGAUGGUAGUGAGGAGAUUGAGGGUUAUGGCCAACUUAGCCCAAGGACCCCUAGUGGAAAUAACAACAACAGUGGACUGGCAGAUGUCCUAAAGGAGAUUGCUGGGUUGGGCCCUGGCCUUAGCCCCACACCCCUCUCUGGUUCCAAGGACUUGUUUUGGGGACGAAUCAGUAGUUCAUACCGACGGUCCUUGGAAAGAGGCCUUCCAGCCUCAAGUUGUCUGGCCAUGGGAAGCAGCAGUAGUGGUGGUGUUGGCACUGCUCAAAAACGGGUAUCUCUUAGCGAUAGUAACGAGGUUAUCAGUACAGAGGGUGGUCGCUUUUGCUACCCAGAGUUUUCCAGUGAAGGUGAAGAUGAUGAUGAAGAUGAUGAGGAAGACACUGAAAGGGAUGAUGACGAACAUGAGAGCUGGGAUGAAAGUGAUGAAGAGUUACUAGCCGUGGAGAUACGUAUGCGAGGCCAACCACGAUUCGCAAAUUUCCGUGCUGCUACAUUGUCUCCAGUGCCCUUUGCUGCAGGGAAAAAGUGGAAUACUGUUCCACUUCGCAACCGCUCACUUCAGCGGAUUUGUGCAGUAGACUAUGACGAUAGCUAUGAUGAGAUCUUGAAUGGAUACCCCUCCAUGGACUCCAAUGGAGCUCUUCUUCCCUAUGGGCUUCAUGACAUGCAAGGUAGUGGUUUCCUAUCAAAUUCAGAGUCUACCACUUCUCCGGAAUCAUCGUCAUCGCUACCAGAGGAUUCUCAAACAAUUUCCAGCAGUGGGAGCAGUGCCCCAGGUGCUCUGCGAAAUGGCUUGCUGUCUCCCACAUCUUCAAAGGCACCUGUCCCCUGCACUGCUCCAAAAAACGAGCCCGUCCACAGAGCACUGAGUCCACUCAAGGUGACUGAAACACACAAAGCUGUCCUGGCAAUUAGAUUAGAAGACCAGGAAGGCAGAGAAGGCAUGCCAAUGCCCCAGGCCCUUCCAGGUCAACCAGUCACUAUCAGCUUUAGUCCUACAGAGGAGCAAGCUAAACCAUACCGUGUAGUGAAUUUAGAAAAGUCUCUUAUCUGUAAGCCUUACACUGUAGUAGAUGUGUCAGCAUCCAUGGCAAACAAGGACGAACGGAUUCCAGACUCUACUCCAAAACCCAAAAACCUGUCAAUGCCUUCGAGCCCUACAUCAUUCUGUAGCACCCCUUUAGGUCAGCCACUGCCUCCAACCUCCCCUCUUUCUCCAUCUACUCCUGUAAUGCCAACAUCACCCAAAUCUGUAGCACUGUCAGGUCCCUCCAGAAAGAAAUCAGGGAGCAUACGCUACCAGGAAGUGUGGACAUCAAGCACAAGUCCUCGCCAAAAGAUACCUAAAGUUGAUAUAGGAGUUGGGAGUCAUCCUGGUCCCUCCAUCCCUACUCAACAUUUCAGCCACAAGUCAGCUCCCACAUCUCCCAUUGCUGGGCUGUCUUCCUCCCGAACUGUACCUGUGAAAUCCCCCAACUUAUCAGAGAUCAAGUUUAACAGUUUUAAUAAUGCAGGCAUGCCUCCUUUUCCCAUUAUUAUCCGAGAUGAGCCAGCUUAUGCCCGGAGCUCCAAGAAUGCUGUUAAGGUACCUAUUGUUAUAAAUCCAAGUGCAUAUGACAACCUAGCUGUGUACAGGAGCUUCUUGGGACUUAGUGGGGAACUGCCACAGCCAAAAGGGGUAGGUAGUAGGGUAACCAGCCAUACUUAUGAAGAGAUUGGUUCCUCAGAGAGUGUCCAGUCCUCCUCAACUGAGAAAACGGUCUCUGGUAGAGGUACAUCGGAGAGAGCGUCUUUUGAAGAGACAAAAGUUCCACCUGAAGCAGUGUCAAAAGCACCACAUUUACAAACUAGAACCACUACAGACUCUAGCACUGUGACAAGCACUGUGAUGAGCUCCACCAUUGGGGCCGUCUCUCCCACUACAUCAACAAAUUCCCCUGCCAUUCUUGCCAUUACUGCAAACCUACCUAAAACCAGCCCCACUGCCAAUGCUGUUACACGCACUUGCAAGACGAGUGGAGACACUACUUGCAGUAAAGAUGAUGAAACAGACUUAGCUUUGUCUUCUGGGACAACGGCAAGCCAUAGGGAGGAGGCCAGUGCUGUGCUUUUACAGAUUGUUGCCUCCAUCCACCCUCCACAGUCUCCUCCAGAGUCACCUUCAGCACAAACCAAAACCCUCAGUUCUGAAGAACUGUAUGCCCUGCCUCCUGAUGCCAUGAAAGAGACCCUCACCCGACCCAAAUCUCUCUUUUCCACAACUGACGGCUGUCUUUCUAAGCCCAAGAAGGACACACCCUCAAAGGUUUUGUCUAAAUCCCAGAGUGCCUCUGCUGCUGUGCCACUCUCCAGCCCCCGUUCAGAGCCCAAUGCCCCCUUCCCCCCUCCUAGAUCUACAUCUUCUCCUUACCACGCUUCCAACAUCCUUCAAAGACAUUUUGGCAACUGGACCAAGAGUUCCGCGUCCAGUUCUCCUGUUAGACCCAGUGAAGGUGAAGCAAGUCCAGGUGGUGAGGGGAGACGUAUUUCAACAGAUAGCUCCAAACCCAAACGCUGGAUCUCCUUUAAGAGCUUUUUUCGUCGGAGGAAAGAUGAGGAUGAGCAAAGAGAGAGGGUGGAGAGAGAGAAGGAAAAAGGCAAGCUGGUUGGGCUUGACGGAACAGUCAUUCACAUGCUUCCACCACCACCAAUUCAACAUCAUCACUGGUUCACUGAGGCCAAACCAGAGGAUCCCACACAGAAGCCAACUAUCAUCUUCACCUACAAACCAGAAGGUGGCAGCACCCCUGGUGACGGAGAAGGAGAACUACGAGUAGAGGAGUGCACAGAAAAUGCACUACUUAUGCCUGAUGAGAGCAAGGAACCCAAACCUUUGAGCCCAGGGCGAACGCUACCCUCACACACCACUGCAUGUGAUCUCACCGACAAGGACUUAAGCCAGGUGCCAGUCAGUGCCAGCAAUGUCAGGGAUCGGGAGCUGCCCGGUGCUGCCUCCCUGCCUGCCAAAGUAAAUCUGGGGCUGGUGCUUGGGGAGGCCGAGCAGGGCCAUGCCAACCAGGUUGCCCCUCCAGCCUCAGCCAGCGAGGGCAGCGCCAGCCUCGGAGAGCCGGAGGAGGACGGGAAUCACUCCCAUCACUCCCACUCUACUGCCUCCAGCCAAUGCAGUGCCACCUACAGCAACCUAGGUCAAUCCAGAGCCAACAUGAUCCCACUGAAACAGCCACGGAACAUCAAAGCAUCCAACGAUACCUUGGCUUCCAUCGACCUGGACAGCCUUGCCGACCAGCCAGUUUCUAGGGCCACACCACCACCGCUACCUAAGAAGGCUGUACCCCGUUCGAGUACUGAACCCAGCCUGGGAGGCAAAGAGCAAGCCCAGGGAGCCCUGAGACCACGGGCUGAGGCUAAACCUGGCGGCACCAACCUGAGCGUAGCCAACCCUAUCUAUGACUUAGACUCCACCUGGGAGACAGCUAGCCAGAGCUCCUCUCUCAGCUCAGAACCUCAUCGUGUCCAUGACCACGAGAGCGGUGACUCGCUGGAGAGGCCAUCAGCUGCCACUGCUGCCGCCAAGGGCCGCUCAACUAAUAGCAUGUCCUCCCUGGUUCCUCAACCUGCAUCGGCUGCCCCCAGCGCCACCACUGGCAGAGAAAGGAGGGUCUACCCCAGUACUGAGUCUUUGGCUGGAAGGGGUCGGACAGCAGGUCGAGGUGCUGCUGGUGGAGGAGCAGGCUGCAAACCCCAGAGACCUGCUCUUUACAGGGGAUUAGACAGCUGGGAUGAGGUGGUGGGAAGGAUCCGGGGGCUCCACACGGACACACUGCGGAAGCUGGCAGCAAAAUGCGAGGACCGUUUCAUGGCUGGUCAGAAGGAUCACUUGAGAUUUGGCACUGACAGCUGGUCCCACUUCAGGCUGACUACUGGGAAACCGUGCUGUGAGGCGGGGGAUGCUGUGUACUACACUGCCUCCUACGCCAAGGACCCACUGGUCAACUAUGCUAUCAAGAUAUGUCGGAGCAAAGUGAAGGAGACCCAGCAGCAGUUUUUCCACAGCCUUGCAGUGAGACAGAGCCUGGCGGUGAACUUCAACAUCCAGCAAGACUGUGGACACUUCCUGGCUGAUGUCCCAACCCGCCUGCUGCCCUGGGAAGAGGAAGAUGAGGAGGAGGAGGAGGAAGAGGAGGAACAUGUAAACAGGCAGAAGGAGAAAGAGAAAGAGAUUAAGACUGAAACCAAGACGACGGAUGGUAAAUUAGAUGAAACCCCGACAGCAGGUCACAUGAACAUCGCUGGCCGCUUGAAGAGCCGAGUGGUGGUCAUCACGCGCGAGGUGCCCUUCCAGACGGUGGCUGAUUUUGUCCGAGAAGGCGUGGCACGACACACUCAGAACCCGGAGCUGUACGAGCGCCAGGUGUGUCUCCUGCUGCUGCAGCUGUGCUCCGGCCUGGAGCACAUGAAACCUUAUCAUGUCACUCACUGUGACCUGCGACUGGAAAACCUGCUGCUGGUCCACUGCCAACCCGGCAACCCCUGGAACCUGGACAUUCUUGAACCCAAUAACAACAGCAACAGCAGCAGCGGUUCUGGUGCGACCUCUGCCAGUGCCGCUGCUGCCGCCGCCAACGCCACCUGCCCCGCCCGGCUCAUCAUCAGUAACUUCUCCCAAGCAAAACAGAAGAGCACUCUCAUGACCGCCGACCCUGGUACGCUGCGCGACCAGUCACGCCUGGCACCCGAAAUUGUCACAGCGACUCAGUACCGCAAGUGUGACGAGUUCCAGACUGGGAUUCUCAUCUAUGAGAUGCUGCACCGGCCCAACCCCUUCGAGGAGACGCCGGAGCUGAAGGAGCGGGAGUACACCUGGGCGGACCUGCCCCCGCUGCCUGUUAGGUCGCUCUAUUCGCAGGGUUUGCAGCAGCUGGCCAGGUUACUGCUCACCGUCAACCCCUCAGAAAGGAUCCGCAUGUCCGAGGCCCGGGCCUGCCUGCAGUGCCUGCUCUGGGGCCCUCGUGAGGACUUGUUCCAGGCACUGGGCUGCAGCAGCACAGGCCCCAUGUCAGGGGCCACUUCCAGCCAGCGCGAGGCCACCCUGCAGAACUGGCUGGACCUGAAACGGACACUGAUGAUGAUCAAGUUCGCGGAGCGUUCGCUGGACACGGCUUGCAGCGUGAGCCUGGAGGACUGGCUGUGCUGCCAGUAUCUGGCGUUUGCCACCACAGACACCCUGAGCCGGGUGGUGCACAUCCUGCAGCAGCCGCAGCCACAUCCUCAGUCCCAGAGCCAGAGCCAGAGCCAGAGCCAGAGCCAGAGCCAGCCAGCGCACGCCGCACAGAACCAAACUCAAACACAUCAAGCACACACCCUCCAUCUGACUCAGUCACAGCCACUCUGAGUUCCUCUACCCUACUAGCUGUUUCUAUGGCAACAGAUCCAACUUACCCUGUGCAGUCCCUCUGCCGACGCUAAUGUGUGAUGUAAUAGUCAGCUUUGUUGUUGCAGCAGUCACAGUGCUCACCUAAAACUCAACAGCUGGUUGUGUAAUGUCUGUGUUUUCUUCAUGGACAGAUCAAUCCAUAGAGUGAGAGGCUCUGUCCCCAUCAAAGACACGUGCGAGUGAAUGAAGUGGUCUUACAUCGUUCUCAAAACCAGACAAACUGAAACAUGGAAAGUUGAAGUAAUUUUGUCUCUUGGCAAUGAUUUUGCCAGACAUCUUUUCCAAGUCCAGUUUAUCUGUUUCUUUAGCUGGUCACGUGUGUGUUACAACACUCCACCAAAUUUACCAAAUGCGUGAGGGAAUUCUUUUUUUUAUCUGUUCCGCAAGACAACAGAACAGUGAUAGCGAUACAUUAGAUGCAGUUUGAAUGGCAGCUGACACUGUAAUGGAAUAUGUGGAAUACAUUUUUCGUAAUAUUCUAUAGAACAGUUUCAUCUACAAGAUACACCACAGUUGGAUUCUUUGACUUGAUUUGUGGAGAGAAAACUUGAGAAAGCAUCAGAAAUGCAGAUUUUAACCUACAUUUAUUUAACACUUUGUUACAUAGUGUUGUAUUUUAAGCAACAAUUCCUUCUCCAAGAGAUGCAGAUUGGAAAUAUGUGGAGAUUAAAAAGAGAAAUGAAGGCAAUGAGGAAAAGAGGCCCCAAACAAACUUAUUAACAAUUGAUGGAUUUGUGCUCAAAUCUAAUCAGCAUAAGAUUUUAUUUUUUUAAAUCUAGACAGAUAUUUUACCACUGAAGCCAAAGAUCUGCCACAAAUUGUCCAUUUAAAUACUCUUACAGGUUUUUACCAGAGGUGUUUAUUAACGUGAAUACAGUAACUAGAUGUGUUAUUGGUUAGUCCCAAUGUUUGCACAGCUGAGAUUCAAACCAGUGAAAGGUCUGGAGUUGAAAUGAACAAAAGUUCCACCCUUAAAUGCUGUUGUAUCAUACCGCACUUCACACUUCUGCACAGGGCUUUGAGGUAGGUGAUGAACACUGAGUUCAUUUUGGCUUUGCAGUUCUCCGAGCACAAUGAACUUGUUUUAGAUGCUUUGAAGUUAAAAUGGGACACAACUCCCCCAACUGGUGUCUUGUACGUGCAAUUAGUAUCUUUGUUUAUUUCCUUCGGAGAUAACAGCUUCUGAACAUGUUUAUGACGUUAUGCAGUCUUUCACUAAUCUACUCUUCCAUUAUUUUUGUGGCACAUAAAACUGAUUCGUUUCAGUUAAAUCCUGCAAUUUAAGAAACCGAGAACUUCUUACAGUGGAAGGGAGACAGGAAGGUUUCAGGGACUGCAGAAAGUUCUUCUAUGUCUAUUGCGUUUUUGUCAAGUUGUUUUCGAUCGGUUCUGCAUUACGGAUGACAUUUGCACAUUCAGUCUGAACGCCGGCGCCUCUCAGUGGAGACUGAGGUGAUGCAGGAGAGACUGAGGAAAAGUUCCCCGUGAAUUUUAGGAACUGGAUUAGAUUUGCAGCGUGUGGAAUGUAAAUGUUUGCCUGGACUGAAACAGACAUUUGGACCUGGUCUCAUCCGCUUCAGAAACACACUCACCUUCCACUUCAUUUCACAUAUAAACUCUGUGUGUAAACAAUCAGCCACAGCCUUGAAGAGAAACUCCGCCACUGAGGCUCGCUUCCAUUCCUACCGCCUUGUUUCCCGUCCCCUUUGCUGUUAUCCGGCCAAUAGGAUGGCAGAUCCGGUAUUGACGCUCACUGCUUCUCACUCAACGGAUUUAUUCUGCUUUAAUUAAACGAGCUCCGUGUUAUCGAUCAGUACCUUCCAGCCUGGAGUCAAGCGGACAUAGUUCACGUACAUGUGUCAGCUUCCACAUAAAGACAAGAAGAAACAAUUUGAGUUUUUAUACACAUGGGGUUUAUUUGUGGUAAUGAUGAUCAAACCACCUUGAAAAGCAUCUUUAACUCAGAACUGAACAGUACUCCGUGUACUUUUGUGCCGCAUGUUCCCGUUGAUAUGCACCUUGGUGGAAGAUGUUUUCAAACUGACACUGCAAAAAAGCUUUGCAUCUAAAAGUUUACUCUGUUUGCUCUGGUUAAGUUUGUCUGUUCAUAUCCGAAAAAAAAAAACUUCAGCGUUUCUUGUUUCCUAGGGGGAAAAUGUACUUUUGGGAUCAGGAUCCUGUGAUCGUUCUGCCGCAGAUGUACAAUACAACGCUUAAUGGUCCAUGGAGCGAAAAUGAGACAAAGCAGGUGUGUGUUUGAUUGCUGCAUUAAAGGGUUUGUGUACUGAGGAAUGUGUGUGGACAGCACUGGUUGCUGUCCUUGUGUCUAGAGAUUUAAGCCUUUAUAUAGUAUAUAUAGUAUAAAUAUAUAUAACCUUUAUCUAUUUUAAUCCGCACACUAUUUUGUCGAGUACGGAGCACCUCUAUUUCUGUCUUUAGAGAGUCUAAAUAUCAUUUAUUCAUUUUUAAAGCUUUACUUGAUUUUCUUUAACCUGGCUUGUUUUGGGGGGAAGAAAAAGUAGUUAUCACUGUCCUAAUCAAAGGAUACAUGAAAAAGAUAUUUUAACCUUCAAGCCACAUGAUAAGGAGCAUUAAUAUACAGAACAAUGUACAGUAUUUUUAGCCCUCUUGUAAAGUUAUCUGCUUAGGACACGAACCACUUUGAAAAGAGGCAGAAGGAUGACUUUUGAACGCACCAUUAUAACCCAUCAUUCAUCAACUGUACGGCCUACAGCCAAUAUUGUUCAUUUUCUCUCUUUGAUCUGGUUUUUCUCGUUGCGUUGUUAAUUGCCACUGAACAGAAAAACAGAAGCUCUCUAAAGCUUUCUAUUAAUAUGUGUCCAAUAUGUCUCCUGGCCUGCCGCCAUUUAUUGUUGAUCAAGUUAACCAACAGUAACAGAACAAUAAAUAUAUGUUUUUAUAUA